Molecule: messenger RNA, 1932 nt
Organism: Nicotiana tabacum (common tobacco)
Lineage: Eukaryota; Viridiplantae; Streptophyta; Magnoliopsida; Solanales; Solanaceae
Product: protein EMSY-LIKE 3-like
Biological process (GO): defense response to fungus
Cellular component (GO): nucleus
Source: RefSeq, a predicted model, not a curated record
AAAAGAUCAAAGGAGACGGAAUUCAAAUCCUAACAUUAAGCUCAAUAGAAAAAUUUAUUUCACGUCCGCGUUCCCGAACUCAUACUCUCCCUUCCCAAAUCACGCCCAAUUGAUUGAUUUGCUUACUUGUAAAACCCUAACACUUAAUUUUGGACUCCCAAACGGCGUCGCCUCUGGUUCUUUUUUUUUUCCCGUCGGGUUCUAGUUCAAUUUGAUUUGACAUAUUUUCGGCGACGCUCUAUUCUAUUCUGUGCUCGAAGUUCCUGUUUACGAGCUGGCUAUGGACUACGAGCUGUAUGAUAGCAGUGGAACUGAUGAUGAUCUUCCUCCAUCACAUCAAAAUAGGAUUCCCAGAGGUGGUGGUCGAAUUACUGGAAAUGGAAGAUCUGCUGUCAUUGGUUCUGUUCCCUAUCCGAGAAUUUACGGAGAAACAGAUAUGGAGGCCCAAAUUCAUCAACUUGAGCAAGAAGCAUACAGUUCGGUUCUGAGAGCCUUUAAAGCUCAAGCUGAUGCCAUUACAUGGGAGAAAGAAAGUUUGAUAACCGAGUUAAGAAAAGAGUUACGGUUGUCCAAUGAAGAACAUAGAGAACUUCUUGCUAGAGUUAAUAAUGAUGAUGCCAUCAGAAGAAUUAGGGAGUGGAGGCAAUCUGGUGGGCAUCAAUCUGGUAUGCUUGGUGGUGGUCAAUCUGUUCAUGAUCCAAUACCCAGCCCCUCCAUUUCAGCUUCACGGAAGAAACAGAAGAUUGCCCCGUCUUUACCUUCUCAAUCCUUUGCUGGGCCAUCUCCUACUUUUCUUCUACCUGCGGUGACUGCUGCAAACCAGCCAUUUUCAUCCGCUGCCAAGAGAGGACCUAUUGCGGGGCCGAAGGGGAAAAAACAUAAAUCUGGCCAGAUGAUGCCUGGUGCGUCUUCAAUGAAAAUGCAGUACCCUACUCCUGGUCCUUCAGGAAGAGCCCAACUCGGUAAUCGGUUUUCUGAACCUGCUGAGGCAGCAUCAUCUGAUCCAUUGGUUGGAAGGAAAGUGAGGACUAGAUGGCCUGAUGACAAUAAUUUUUAUGAAGCAGUCAUAACUGAUUAUAAUCCAGCUGAGGGUAGACAUGCUCUUGUUUAUGACAUGGGUACUGCAAAUGAGACAUGGGAAUGGGUCAACCUUGCUGAGAUUUCUCCUGAGGAUAUUCAGUGGGAGGGCGAAGAACCUGGAAUUUCUCAUCAUGGAAAUUAUGGUGGAUCAGGUCAUGUCAUGAGUAGACCUGCUGGACAUGAUAGUGCUCCAGGUGCAGGGAGAGGUAGGGGGUUGACUAAAGCUCAAUCCAGAAAAGAUUUUCCAAUAUCACAGAAUGGCAUAGGAAAGAAAGGAUCUGAUGAUAUUCAGUUACUUCAUACUGAUACACUCAUCAAAGAGGUGGAGAGGAUUUUUGGCGCCGGCCAUCCAGAUCCUCUUGAGUUUGAGAAGGCAAAGAAAGUGCUGAAGGAGCAUGAACAAGCACUUCUAGAUGCCAUUUCAAGGCUUGGAGAGUUAUCUGAUGGUGAAAGUGAUGAACGCCACUUCAUGCAUGGACAAGCAAUGGAUCGGGAGUGACAGGAAUAUCAUGGCGGUGAGUAGUACAGAACAGCUGGGUAUCGAUCCACCUAAAAAUAACAUACACAUAGAGGAAGGCAAGAUGUGUAAAACAUUGUUUCCAAUGUCGGUGCGCAGAAUGAUUUUAGGUCUGUUGUAUAAUGCCAGCUUCAAGAAACGCCUGGCUAACAUUAAUUUAUUGUAGUCUAGUUCUUUGAAUAGACACCAAUUUGUAGUCAGGACUGAUUUAUUUCCCGUGGUUACAGGUUAGCGCUCUUGUAAAAUUAAUCAUCGUAGCAAUUUUACAUGUGAUGGUGUAAAAAAAUUUUGGCAGCUAGCACUUGGAUUAUGACAUCCCAUUUUUUCUUGUGCAA